Messenger RNA from Teleopsis dalmanni, 475 nucleotides. RefSeq lists its product as uncharacterized. The coding region runs from base 104 to 475 and encodes 123 amino acids. The record is from RefSeq and is a predicted model, not a curated record. The transcript is spliced from 3 exons. Lineage: Eukaryota; Metazoa; Arthropoda; Insecta; Diptera; Diopsidae.
UGGUUUAAACUUGUAAUUAUUUUGUUGCUUUAUUUCAUGAUUUUAAGCAUUUUGAUAUUUCAAGACAAAAUUAAAAUUUUAAUAAAAAUAUUUAAGUGCAGAAAUGUUUGCGUCAGUCGGUUGCGAUGAUAUGUUACCGCGUGCCGCACCUAAACCAAGCGAUAUGACCGAAUCUGUUGUUGCACCAACUGUGCCUGAAGUUUCUUUAUUGCAAGAAAGUUUAAAACAACCUCCAACGAAUGCAAUGCCAAUAAAACCUGCAAUUAAAUCUUACUCAGAAUUCAAAAAAGCGGUUUUACCAAGAGUUACCUUCACUUCACCUGGACUAGACCCACCUGCCGUUAGCGCAAAUAAAGAUCUAAAUUUCAAUAAAUGUGAUCUUAACCCAUUACGGCCAGCAAUAAGUGCAACAACACUUUCAUCUGCUAAUUCCAACAACUCCAUAAACAACAACAAUAAUAACCUUUCGUUUUAG